Messenger RNA from Helianthus annuus (common sunflower), 2294 nucleotides. RefSeq lists its product as uncharacterized. Gene Ontology annotation, molecular function: nucleic acid binding. NCBI's taxonomy places the organism in Eukaryota, Viridiplantae, Streptophyta, Magnoliopsida, Asterales, Asteraceae. The transcript is spliced from 8 exons. The record is from RefSeq and is a predicted model, not a curated record. The coding region runs from base 86 to 2113 and encodes 675 amino acids.
AACAACACCGCCUUCCCCAAAUAACAACAAAAAAAAUAAAUCGUCAUAUUUUCCGUAUCUCAGAUCGCAUAUUCCGUCAACAACAAUGGCCGGAACCGGUAAAAAUAAGCAAAAAUCUGGCAAAUCCAUUAACCGAAAACCAAUAAAACAAUCUCUGUUCGUAGAAGGCGGUUUAUUAUCCGAUUGGUCUCCGGUUACCGAUUCUCCCCCUUCCAAAGGAAAGAGUAAUAAUGGUAAGAAUAGUGGAAGUAAUUCGAAGAAUAAAUCAAAAGCUUCGAGUUCGAGAAUGAUCGAGGAGAAGCGUAAAAUGAAUGCUGUUGGUUACAGUUAUCCUCAAGUGGACCUUCUUCCAGAUGAAGUUGAUGAUGAACAUAAAACAUUGGAUGAAUCAAACACGAUUGUUUUGGUUGAUACCAAGGUUGUUGCUUACGUUGACGAAACAAAGGUCGAAGAAUCUGAAACCGUCAAAUACACAACCGAGUACGAUGCAAAUUCAGAAGUAGAUGACACUUUCCAUAGAGGCUUAGGAUUUCACGAUAAAGAAGAAGACCCGUGUGUCAAUGAAGAAAAAGAAGGUCCCAUUUCCGAAUCAUCAUCCUCGGAGGAAAUAGAAACCGACCCGUUAUCUUCUCCCGAAAAAAAUUCAGGAUUUUUGUCGAUCGGAGGCAUGAAACUGUACACCCAUGAUAUAUCCGAUGUGGAAGAUGAUGACGAGGAUAAAGAAAGCGUCGAGUCUUCAGAAUCCGAUGAUUCGUCUGACUCAUCGGAUAAUGACACCUCAUCUGAUACAGACGAUGAGAUUGCUAAAGAUUACAUUGAAGGAAUUCGUGAUGAUGAUGUUAUUAAUGAUACGUUAGUAAAGUUCGGAGGGAUUGCACUUCAGGAGGCAUCAAGGGAAUACGGUAUGAAGAAACCUCGGUCGAGAGUGAAAAGUCAAAGUCAACCAAAGUCUAUCAAGUUUCGAGCCGACAAAGAUGAUUGGUCUGCUAUAGAUGAUUUUAUGCUAGUAAAAGACCCUCGGAUUGCUUAUGCACAAAAGAAGAAGAAGAAGCAUGAAAAAAGGCGAUUGCCAGGUGAGAAGAAAAAACAACGUCAAGAUACCAUUGCUUUGAAGCGUAAGGAGCGAAUGAUACGCCGAGGUGUUGAUCUUGAGGAAAUAAAUUCCAAAUUAGAGCAGAUGGUGCAGAAUGAGGGUGAUAUUAUGUCGUUUCAACUUAUGCAUUCUCGGGAUUGUUCACAGGUCCAAAGGUUGGCGUCAAUUUAUCGUUUGAGAAGUUGCAGUCAAGGUUCAGGCAAAAGAAGGUUUGUAACAGUGACACGAAGUGAAUACACUGGAAUGCCAUCUUCCAAUGACCGAAUCCGCCUCGAAAAGCUUAUCGGUGAUGCUAAUACCGCAGUUAACCAUACACCGCCUGCCAAAAUGGCUGCAAAUAGUAGUAAAAAAGCUUCAAAAGGAACCACUGGUUUGAGCCCGUUAGACUCGAGAUUAACAAAAGCCAAAACUUACGGUGAAUCAAGCAGCAAGCAAAGAAGAGAAAAAGACAAGACGGUAGUCACUUACGCUAAACAACCAGUUUCAUUCAUCUCGUGUGGUAACAUGGAACCCGAACCAAACGUGACCACUUUACCGACCACUUUGCCUGUUGAUGAACCAAAACCGAGAGACCAAACUGCCAGCUCAUCAAGCUACGGUGCUUUUGAGAACCACACAACCGGUUUCGGUUCAAGAAUGAUGGCAAAAAUGGGGUAUGUAGACGGAAACGGAUUAGGGAAGGAUGGUACAGGAAUAGCCGAGCCUAUUGAAGUGAUCCAACGGCCCAAAUCACUCGGGUUAGGAGCGGAGCCCGAGGCUCCUGAAGACACAACCCCACCACCACUAAGGGUAAAGGGUCAAAGCGCUAGGAGUAGUGAAAGUAGGGGGAGAUCGGGAUCGGGAUCGGGAAAUGCACGUGUUGGGUCGUUUGAAAGGCAUACGAAAGGGUUCGGGUCGAAAAUGAUGGCGAAAAUGGGGUAUGUUGAAGGGUCGGGUCUAGGGAGAGAGUCACAAGGCAUCGUUGACCCGCUUGUGGCUACCAGGCUUCCUAAGUCUAGAGGCUUGGGUGCCAAUGGUUAGCUUUUAUUGACCCUUCAUGAUUCAUGUUGUAGUUGAAUAUGUUCUAACGUGUACCAUGUAAUUUUUUUUUUAUUUAUUUAUCACAUAAGACACUUGUCGUGUUACAUCUACGAUGUAGCGUUUGUCAUAUUAGAUUUUACUUAAAUAAAAAAUGCGUGAAUAAUUUUCACGCAUCUAGUUU